Molecule: messenger RNA, 3573 nt
Organism: Cebus imitator (Panamanian white-faced capuchin)
Lineage: Eukaryota; Metazoa; Chordata; Mammalia; Primates; Cebidae
Product: beta-1,3-galactosyl-O-glycosyl-glycoprotein beta-1,6-N-acetylglucosaminyltransferase 7
Exons: 3
Coding region: 795-2087 (430 amino acids)
Cellular component (GO): membrane
Molecular function (GO): acetylglucosaminyltransferase activity
Source: RefSeq, a predicted model, not a curated record
CUCACUAUUUGUCCAGGCUAGUCUUGAACUCCUGGGCUCCAGUGGUUUUCUGCCUUGGCCUCCCAAAGUGCUGAGAUCACAGGCAUGAGCCACUAUGCCUGGCCCAGAAACUCACCUCAACAGGUUUAAGUGUAUAAUCAUAAAAUUCCUCUUAAUUUGUCACUUCUUUUGUUGGAAAGAUUUAGUCUUAUAUACAGAGUAAUGGCAUACAAUGAACUUUGAAUAAUACAGAACAGGUCAGUGUCUAUGUCCAAAAUAAGUAUUUGAGAUUUUCAUCUCCCUAAAUAAGGGCAAUAAGAUGAAAAUAUGCUCAACACUAUUAGUCAUUAGGGAAAUGCAAAGUAAAACCACAGGGAACUAACAUUACAUACUCAUUAAAAGGUAAAAAAACAUUUGACCACAGCAAGUAUGCAUGGGGAUAUACAAUAAAUGGCACCAUCAUACAUUACUGGCACAACCACUCUGGAAAACCGUUUGGCAGUUUCUUAAACAGUUAAACACACAAUGACAAACUAAUCUAUAGUGACAUAGAUGAUGGCAUAUUGCAAUUGCCACAGAUGGGGAUGGAAAGAGAGGAUGAAAAGGAGCAUAAGAAUACUUUGAGGGGUGAGGGAAAUGCUUGUUAUCUUGAUUGUGGUGAUGGUUCCAUGGGUGUGCAUAUAUAGUUUAGUAUACUUCAAUAAAAUUGCGGAGGAGAGUUAUGACAUCCUAAACUGUAUCUGUUGUUCUUUUAGGAAGCUUAAAGGAAAAAAUACUCAAAUUAUGGUAAUAAGAAUGCACUUGGAGCUCAAGACAUGAGCCAGCUUCGAGCCACAAAGUCUGGACUUACGGUGUGCGCAGUUAUCUGCAUCUUCAUUUUUUUUUAUUUAAGGAAUCCAACUCCUGCAGAACCAGAGGAGGAACCUGUCUAUCCAGAAGUAGUAGAAUGUGGCUUUUACCCAGAUGAACUGUGUUCUGCUUUAUUUGAAGGGAAAGGGGUGGCCCUCCAAAUUGCAAAAUUUUGCAAAAUCCCUCAUAAAUCCAAAAUACAUGCUCAUUUACACACACCAGGAAACUGUUCCAGGAUUUCUCAUGGGCUCCAUUUCAUAACCAGACCCCUGUCUGCAGAAGAGGGCAAUUUCUCUUUGGCAUAUAUUAUAACUAUUCAUAAGGAGCUGGCCAUGUUUGUACAGCUUCUCAGAGCUAUUUAUGUACCUCAAAAUGUUUAUUGUAUUCAUGUUGAUGAAAAGGCCCCAAAGAAGUUUAAGACUGCUGUGCAAACCUUGGUUAACUGUUUUGAAAACGUUUUUAUAUCAUCCAAGAGAGAGAAGGUGGCUUAUGCUGGCUUUACAAGACUACAGGCAGAUAUUAAUUGUAUGAAAGAUCUAGUGCAUUCCAAAUUUCAAUGGAACUAUGUCAUUAAUCUUUGUGGACAGGAUUUUCCCAUCAAAACCAACAAAGAAAUCAUACACUACAUCAGAAGCAAAUGGAAUGAUAAAAAUAUCACUCCUGGAGUAAUCCAACCACCACAUAUUAAAUCCAAGACAAGUCAAAGUCAUCUCAAAUCCAUUCCUGAAGGAAAUACCUACGCAUCUCCAAAUAACAGAUUCAAAGAUAAACCACCCCAUAACUUAACUAUUUAUUUUGGAAGUGCUUACUAUGUACUUACGAGAAAGUUUGUAGAGUUCAUACUGACUGAUAUCCGUGCAAAAGACAUGCUUCAGUGGUCCAAAGACAUCCACAGCCCAGAGCAACACUACUGGGUGACCCUGAACCGACUAAAAGAUGCUCCAGGUGCUACACCAAACGCUGGCUGGGAAGGAGAUGUUCGAGCUAUUAAAUGGAAAAGUGAGGAAGGAAAUGCUCAUGAUGGAUGUAAAGGCCACUACGUCGAAGACAUCUGUGUAUACGGACCAGGAGACCUGCCGUGGCUCAUUCAGUCGCCUUCUCUGUUUGCCAACAAAUUCAAACUCUCGACAGACCCACUUGUGGUUACCUGCUUAGAGCGGUGGCACAGACGUCAGGCACUCAGGCAGGCAGAAGUUCCUAUAGAGCCACACUGGCAUUUCCAACAGCAGAGUCAUUUCAGUAUGAGACUGCACCGCUAGGGAGUGUCUGCGUUCUUACUUGUUGACUUGAAACAGGAGAAGGUCGAACCAAAGAAAGUGGGAAAAUCAUUCCUAGAUACAAAUUAUUCCUUAAAUGAAUACAGAAACAUGCUGUUGACAAGACUUUACUAUUGAUUACAGGCCACUUUUAUAGCUGUGGGAAAGAAAUCACAAGACAAAAAACUCAGGCUACCACUGGUGACACACAGCAAUGCACUUAGAAGGCCAACUGCUUCAGUAAAAAGCUGCUGAAAACACAAAUUCUCCAAACACUUGGAUCCAGGCUCAAGCUAGAGUAAGAAUGACACAGCCUGUUUUGAAGACCCAGAUAUUAAGAACGGACAAACUAUCAGUGAAAAUGAAAUGCUUAUCUGAAACAGUCCUCACUGGCUGCAAACAAUGUAACUCUGUUCUGGCAGUCCCAGACAAAUACUGAGCAGUAUUUGUCUUUAGGUGAAACAUUUCUUUAGGUGAAAUAGAACUCAUCUGCAGUAGAAAACACACCUGGUUAAAAAGGGUGCCCUAAGUGUCUGCGGUCUUGACAUGACCUAUCAUCUCCUAGCACCUUCUGUGGGGUGGACGCAUUCCACAGCCAAGCUGUCCAGCGCUUGCCACAGCCACAGGGGCUCCUGGGCAUUAGAAAUGUGGCUAGUGCAACUACAAAAGUGAAUCUUAAUUUUUAUUUAAUUUUCUAAAAUUAAAUUACCUUUAAAUAGGCACAUGUGGCUACUGGCACCAUGCUGAACAGCACAGAUCUGAGACAUGAAUGGUCUUAAUUAUCUCUAUUCACAGAUCUAGGUCUCCUCCCUUACAAAGUCCAUGACUUUUUGUUGUUGCUGCUGCUGCUGUAGGGAAUUUUAUAUAUAGUCCUUCUCUAACAAGAGUUCAUACGGCAUCAUAUGAAACUGAAAUGCACGACUAUUAAACGGCACAACAUACAAGAGAUUUCAAAAAGGGAUUUAAAAAAGAGAACACUGGAACCAGAGGAAAGGAAAUUAAAGAAACAUAAUUCCAAUGCAAAGUGUAAGCACCUCAGUACAUGGAAGCUUCCCACGCAUAGAAAUGAAGUCAAAUCACCGUGUGUCAAUGAGAUAGCCCUGGGAAAACAUAUCGCUAGCCAGAGGGGAAAGGAAUUUGGAAGGCAGAUCCCACAAAUCAAACAUCAAGGAACCACAGAAAAUUAACACCUUUGUUUAAACAAACAUUUCUUUCUCUUGGAUAUCUAAUCCAAGAAAAGCACAUAUGGAAAAUAUUGAGACUUUCAAAAACAACACAGGAGCCCAUGACAGCACACCACUGCCUUCCUACACAUUUUUACAGGCAAACAAGGCGCUCCCAAAGGCAAUAGCUGGCUAUGCGCUGACGGGCUGUUCAUUCAGAAAGCUCAGAUCAGCCACGAUUAUGUCCCUGGUAUUUUAUAACUCAAUAGCAACUGAAUGUAAACCCCACUAAAGGAACAAUAAAAAAGCUUAUAUCAUUCAAGUUA